This is a messenger RNA of Malania oleifera, 1551 nucleotides long. Its product is annotated as phospholipase A1-IIgamma-like. NCBI's taxonomy places the organism in Eukaryota, Viridiplantae, Streptophyta, Magnoliopsida, Santalales, Ximeniaceae. Gene Ontology annotation, molecular function: glycerophospholipid phospholipase A1 activity. The transcript is spliced from 5 exons. Gene Ontology annotation, biological process: lipid metabolic process. The record is from RefSeq and is a predicted model, not a curated record. Bases 1 to 1551 code for a protein of 516 amino acids.
AUGGGCGAUCAAACAAUCAUGGCAGAUCAAGGAUCAGACGGUCCAGAUCCAAAAAUCUCAGAGGUUACCAGGGCACAAAGAACAUUGAGUGUUAGAAUUGUGGGAAGAUCGGGCAUUACAAAAACUAGUGCAGAGGUCCAAGAAAAGAAUCUAAGGAUUUGGAAAGCUAUGGUUGAAGAUGAAAUUGGUUUAAAAAUAAAGAAGCUAAGAACCGACAACGGAGGAAAUUCCAUGAGAUUACUUGAAGGAAUGUCUCCUCCACGUUCCUACCAUGCUGCUGCUGCUGUUGCCGCAACUAUGCUACUUUGCUUGUUGGCGUCACAACACCCAUCAGGCUGUUUUGGAACGGACAACGUGAUAAAUAGCACAAAUUGGAGGAAUCUCAGCGGCCAGAUGCACUGGGAUGGCCUAUUGGAUCCUCUCAAUUCCGAUCUCCGGCGGUACAUAAUUCACUAUGGUGAAAUGGCUCAGGCAACCUAUGACGCCUUCAACACUGAAAAAGCAUCCCCUUACGCCGGAAGCUGCCAUUACACCAAGAAGGACUUAUUUAGCAGGGUGGGCUUAGAUGUGGGGAAUCCCUACAAGUACAAUGUGACCAAAUUCAUUUACGCGACGUCGGAGAUCCCAGUGCCUGAUGCCUUCAUCUUGAAGCCAGUGUCGAGGGAAGCAUCGAGCAAGGAGUCUAAUUGGAUUGGGUACAUUGCAGUGGCCACCGACGACGGGGUCGUGGCGUUGGGGAGGAGAGAUAUUGUGAUUGCUUGGAGAGGGACAGUGCAGACACUGGAAUGGGUUGAUGAUUUGGAGCCCAAAUUGGUUUCAGCUCCAAAGUUAUUUGGAAAUCAAAGUGGUAAUCCUAAGGUGCACCAUGGCUGGUACUCCAUUUACACAUCCAAUGAUUCCCGGUCCUCCUUCAACCUCUCCAGUGCUAGAGACCAGGUUUUUGAUGAGGUUAAGAGACUAGUGGAGGAAUUGAAGGAUGAAAAUAUUAGCAUAACCGUGACAGGCCACAGCUUGGGUGCUGCACUUGCAACCCUAAAUGCCAUCGACAUAGUUGCCAAUGGACUGAACCAGCCCAUUGACCAGCCCGACAAGGCCCGUUCUGUGACCGCCUUUGUCUUUGCGAGCCCUCGCGUUGGAAACUCAGACUUACAAAAGUUAUCUACUGGGUUGAAUAGUCUUCGAGUCUUGCGCAUUAGUAACUUCCUGGAUAUUGUUCCCCACUAUCCAUUCUUUGGCUACUCUGAUGUGGGUGACGAGUUGCCGAUUGACAACCGAAAGUCAAACUACUUGAAGAGUCCUGGAACUGUGUCAAAUUGGCAUAACCUGGAGGCUUACCUUCACGGAGUUGCAGGAACACACGGAAACGAGAGUUUCCAAUUGGAAGUUGACAGAGACAUUGCACUCAUAAACAAAUCCCAGGAUGGUUUAAAAGAUGAAUAUCUUGUGCCAGUUGCCUGGUGGUGUGAGGAGAAUAAGGGUAUGGUUCAACAGGAGGAUGGUUCUUGGAAGUUGAUGGAUUAUGAGGGGGAUUAUGAUGAUUCUCAUUUUUGA